GCCAACUCCCAUUUUCUCUCUCAUUCCUCUGUAACAUUAAAACCCUAGAGUGCAAGGCCGAGCGGCUCCAUCUUCCAGAGAGAAACAAAGCUCACUGCAUCGACAAUGACUUUCAAGAGAAGGAACGGUGGUCGCAACAAGCACGGCCGCGGCCACGUCAAUUUCAUCCGCUGCUCCAACUGCGGCAAAUGCUGCCCCAAGGACAAGGCCAUCAAGAGGUUUCUGGUAAGAAACAUUGUUGAGCAAGCAGCUGUUAGGGAUGUGCAGGAAGCUUGUGCUUUCGACACAUACACCCUUCCAAAGCUGUAUGUGAAGAUGCAAUACUGCGUGUCCUGCGCCAUUCACUCAAAGGUUGUCAGAGUCAGGUCUCGCACUGACAGGAGGAACCGUGAGCCCCCACAGCGCUUCAGACGCCCAAGGGAUGAUGCCCCGAAGCCAGGGCAAGCUCCGCGUCCAGGCGGCCCCCCUGCAGUUGCGCGCACUUGAUUCUUAUGGUUGGCACUCGUGUGUUAAGCUCUAUUGAGUCUUGUGUUAUGCAAUUUCGAUGUCUUUUUUUCAGCCAUAAUUGCUAUUAUAUUUAGUUUUUCAGACAUGUGAGAAUUGUUAUUUUAUGUGUUAUGUGCAACUGAAAUUUUUGAAUUCAUCAGAGAUUUUGCUUUUGUUCUAAUUUUUGAGGUGGAAAACAAUUAUUGACUCUUUUA
Molecule: messenger RNA, 701 nt
Organism: Erythranthe guttata (spotted monkey flower)
Lineage: Eukaryota; Viridiplantae; Streptophyta; Magnoliopsida; Lamiales; Phrymaceae
Product: small ribosomal subunit protein eS26y
Biological process (GO): translation
Cellular component (GO): cytosolic small ribosomal subunit; ribosome
Molecular function (GO): structural constituent of ribosome; mRNA binding
Source: RefSeq, a predicted model, not a curated record